Lymnaea stagnalis (great pond snail) is the source of this 9421-nucleotide messenger RNA. NCBI's taxonomy places the organism in Eukaryota, Metazoa, Mollusca, Gastropoda, Lymnaeidae. The record is from the annotation of a GenBank genome assembly.
AGAUCUACGCCAUCACGUCCAUGUUUUUUGUCCUCCUCUCCAUUGCCGUAUUCGUCCUUGAAACGCACUACUGGUUCCGGAUUCCGUUAGCGGGCGUCAACAGCACUUCAAGUUCCAGCGGCUCGACCGGCUCGUGCGCCACCACCUUCUCCUCGUCGGACACCUGCUGCUGCAGGUAUAACACCAACGACGAGCUCAAGUACUCCGACUCCGAGCCGCACGACGCCAUGACGUACUUGGAUUACAUCGGUGCGGGGUUCUUCACCAUCGAGUACCUCAGCAGGAUCUUCUUUUGUCCGAAGAAGCUCGAGUUUCUGAAACAGCCGCUGAACAUCAUCGACAUCCUGUGUCUGCUUCCGCACUACGCGUCCAUCAUAAUAAAGUCGGUGGAUCCGACCGAGAAAAGCUCUCAGAUCAUAAAAACGGUCUUGGCCCUGAGAAUAAUUCGAGUGCUGAGGAUCUUCAAACUGAUGAAACACUACACGGCUUUCAAGAUUCUGGUGUACACCAUCAAAGUCAGCACCAAAGAACUACUUUUAAUGGUUAUUUUUUUAUUCACCGGCGUGCUUUUAUUCGCCAGUGUGAUCUUUUACGCAGAGAACGUCACGUUCACGAACAUACCCAUCGGAUUUUGGUGGGCGUUGGUCACCAUGACAACAGUGGGGUACGGGGAUAAGGUACCAAGGACCGAGGCCGGUUAUUUGAUUGGUUCGCUGUGUGUGCUCUGUGGCGUGCUGACCGUGGCUUUCACCGUCCCUAUUGUAGUUAAUAAUUUUACUCUGUACUACUCCCACGCGCAGUCAAGGGUCAGACUUCCGCCUCCGAAACGCGAAGAGCUCCACAAGAAGUUAGUUCUGAAAAACCAAAAAGCUCAGGAGUUUAUAAAAAAAUUGACCCAGAACGUGAAGAAGUCAAAGACAUUCAACUCGCUCAACACGCCAAGAACUACGGAGACCAAGGAUGACAACCCAUCGAUAGACUCGGGUUUGGAAGAGUGCGUUUCUCCUGGUGCAAACGCCCACAGAAAGCUGGAGUCCAUGGAGUCCACAUCAACGAUGUGCUCCAUGUUGUCAGAGAAGCAGACUGUCUCGGACAGUCCGGCUGGGGCUUUGAUCCACACGGUGUCUGCUGGCAACGCUAUCCACACUGUGUCCGCUAGUGUUGCUGAGUUAGAGUUGGAGUUGCCGGGGACUCCACAGGGCAACUCCAGUGAUCAGAGAAGGGUAAUAGAGUUUUACUGUACAAAUAAUUUAUCAUCAUAUAUCUAAGGAUGCCAUAUAUUUAAUGAGCUCAUUGAGUAUAAUAAGACAACUAUCAGCUUAAGCCCUAUGGGCACAUAUCAUCUGAUAUUAAAAAUAAUCCCAUAGUAUUAUAUUAAAAGAGCAUAACUGAACAUAGUUUCCAUUUCUUUUAUGAUCUGUGACCCGUUCAUUUCUGUGGUAUUCUCAAUUUAUUAUGUUCAAUUUUACACAUAUAUACUACAGGAUGUCACUCGGUGUUACCCGGGUUAGAACAGUGGAAAUACAGCGCUAGAUAUAUAUUUUAUUUUUAAGUUUUGGAUAUUAUUAUUCCAGUAUUUCCUUAAUUAACUUUCCCCAUCGCCACAGGUUUCAAUCAAAAUAAUAGCUGGUCCCAACUUUCAAAGCCUUCAGGCCGUAUCUUCGGUAAAUGAUGGUAGAUCUAAUGGUAAUUCAAGAGAUUCUUAAUUUUAAUGUUCACAUCGGUAACAAUAAAUGGUUUUAAGAUAUUGAUGCCCUCGUAAAAAUGCCCACCUUUCAGAGGAAGACUCUUAGCCGAAAUGUUCUUCUCUUAUUGUCAUGUCUUCCUAUUCAAGCUGGCACAUACCUUGUUCUGCUAUUUCCUUCACACAGUCUGAACGUAGUCCUUUAUCUUUUUAUAACUGUUUUUCACCUUUGUUAGGUCCGCCAUUUGGAGACGGCCAAUCUUUUGAGUGCCCUGGAGGACCAUGAAGAGAAAGUGGAGUUCGAGCGUAAAAGACAGCUGGACUUAAUGAACAUGAGAAUAGAGCAGAAGCGACAAGAGCGCCUCACGCCAAGAUUUAUAGGCUCCCCGGGGGGCAGCACCAAGCCGUUCAACAUUGAAAGUGCCAGCUGCGAUACCCCACCAUUAACUAAACACGCGAAACUUGCUAUCCAACCAUUGCGUUCAACUGGUACCAUCAUGGUACGACCUGCCCAUUCUUUGUUUCUGAAAUUUGCUGGACGAAGAUCAGAAAGAUGAUGGAACAAGCGGGACAUUUUUUCACUUGAGAGUAGGUAAGAAAAGGGAAUGGUUUUAUUUUAAUUAGGAAAAUAAGAUAUAUGCGUUAGUUAAGUCACCGGAAAGGGAUUCUCAGUAAGAAAUAGAUAAGAUACCAUGAACUCAUAAUUCUAAGUAUGAAAUUGAUAAGUUACCAUGAACUCAUAAUUCUAAGGAUGAAAUUGAUAAGAUACCAUGAACUCAUAAUUCUAAGGAUGAAAUAGAUAAGAUACCAUGAAUUCAUAAUUCUAAGGAUGAAAUUGAUAAGAUACCAUGAACUCAUAAUUCUAAGGAUGAAAUUGAUAAGAUACCAUGAACUCAUAAUUCUAAGGAUGAAAUAGAUAAUAUACCAUGAACUCAUACUUCUAAGGAUGAAAUUGAUAAUAUACCAUGAACUCAUAAUUCUAAGUAUGAAAUAGAUAAGAUACCAUGAAUUCAUAAUUCUAAGGAUGAAAUUGAUAAGAUACCAUGAACUCAUAAUUCUAAGGAUGAAAUUGAUAAGAUACCAUGAACUCAUAAUUCUAAGGAUGAAAUAGAUAAUAUACCAUGAACUCAUAUUCUAAGGAUGAAAUUGAUAAUAUACCAUGAACUCAUAAUUCUAAGUAUGAAAUAGAUAAGAUGCCAUGAACUCAUAAUUCUAAGUAUGAAAUAGUUACAAUACCAUGAACUCAUAAUUCUAAGUAUGAAAUAGAUAAGAUACCAUGAACUCAUAAUUCUAAGUAUGAAAUAGAUAAGAUGCCAUGAACUCAUAAUUCUAAGUAUGAAAUAGUUACAAUACCAUGAACUCAUAAUUCUAAGUAUGAAAUAGAUAAGAUACCAUGAACUCAUAAUUCUAAGGAUGAAAUUGAUAAGAUACCAUGAACUCAUAAUUCUAAGGAUGAAAUAGAUAAGAUACCAUGAACUCAUAAUUCUAAGUAUGAAAUUGAUAAGAUACCAUGAACUCAUAAUUCUAAGGAUGAAAUAGAUAAGAUAUCAUGAUCUCAUAAUUCUAAGUAUGAAAUAGUUACAAUACCAUGAACUCAUAAUUCUAAGGAUGAAAUAGAUAAUAUACCAUGAACUCAUACUUCUAAGGAUGACAUUGAUAAUAUACCAUGAACUCAUAAUUCUAAGGAUGAAAUAGAUAAUAUACCAUGAACUCAUACUUCUAAGGAUGAAAUAGAUAAUAUACCAUGAACUUAUAAUUCUAAGGAUGAAAUUGAUAAGAUUCCAUGAACUCGUAAUUCUAAGUAUGAAAUAGAUAAGAUACCAUGAACUCAUAAUUCUCAGUAUGAAAUAGAUAAUAUACCAUGAACUCAUACUUCUAAGGAUGAAAUAGAUAAUAUACCAUGAUCUCAUACUUCUAAGGAUGAAAUAUAUAUGAUACCAUGAACUCAUAAUUCUAAGGAUGAAAUUGAUAAUAUACCAUGAACUCAUAAUUCUAAGUAUGAAAUAGAUAAGAUGCCAUGAACUCAUAAUUCUAAGUAUGAAAUAGUUACAAUACCAUGAACUCAUAAUUCUAAGUAUGAAAUAGAUAAGAUACCAUGAACUCAUAAUUCUAAGUAUGAAAUAGAUAAGAUGCCAUGAACUCAUAAUUCUAAGUAUGAAAUAGAUAAGAUACCAUUAACUCAUAAUUCUAAGUAUGAAAUAGUUACAAUACCAUGAACUCAUAAUUCUAAGGAUGAAAUAGAUAAGUUACCAUGAACAUACGUUUGUAAACAUUUCAAUUUAUCAUUUAAUUUGGGUUGGGGUUGUUUUGUAUUGCAUUUGUAUUGCAAGAUCAUUAUCAUAUAUUGUGGUGGGUUUGGUUGCUCUUGUGCUGAGGGCACAUUAUCAUGGAUUGGGAUGGGGUUUUUUGCCUUUGUUUUGCAAGCACAUUAUCAUUUAUUCCUGUGUGAUAAUUUAGGAAUUAAUGUGGGUUUUGUUGUGUCGUCUUGGGAAAGGAUAAUCCCAUGUCAAAAUUUCCGACCAGCAUUAUGAACCUACUGCAUAUCUGCGCAGGUUUGUGCAGGUUUGUGCAGGUUUGUGCAGGUUUGUGCAGGUUGAUGAGUUGGGGUUUGACGCUGUUAUAAAGUAGGAAAGGCACGAAGGAAAUUGUAAAAUAAUAAAAUACAAAAAAACACUCGAAGGGAAAAUUUAACAAACCAAAUUAAAACAGAAUGAAAAAUCCUUAUUAAAUGAAAGUAACUUUGGCUUAUAACAUUGAAAUUUCUGCCUCUUAAAACGAAAAUAAAAUGAGAACUGGUAGAAAACAACAAAUAAUGGAUAGGAAAAUAAAGAAGUACAAGAAGAUUAGAUGUAAUGUAGAAAUGGGGGGGGGGGGGGUUAUUUGAACGAAAAAUGUCCUGCCUAGAUAGAUUUAGAUUCUCAUUUAGUAGUUCAGGCUUAACGUAAGAGAUGUAGUUUAUAAACUCAGCCCUUCUGCACCUCCACCCUGAAACCACUGUGUAUUCUUGCUGCUUUUUAAAUUUACUUUUCGUAUUUAGUUUCCCUGUAAUGUCGCGUGCACUGGCAGCUGAAGAAACUCGUGCAGGCCCAGAUUAACCUCACGGCGCUUGUUUGAUAUCAGUAGAUUCGCCGGCAUUUAACGGUAUUAAUUAUUUACCCAAUCGCCUUUGCUUUCUCGGUGUUGGGGGUGACCGACAGAUCCGUGAGUAAUAACUCCCAGCGAUAGGGGGCCUCUGAGAUUGGUCGAAGUGACGUCCUAACUUCACCACGUCGGCCAUCGAUUAUCACCUGCAAAAUGACCCAAACAAUAUUUUUCAAAUAAAAAACAAAAAAUCUUGUUUAAAUCUCGAUAAGGCCUGUUAUAAACACAGGAUUCCAAUCCGUGCCAUCUGGCCUCCGAAAUCAAAAUAACCAGAUUACAUUUGCCAUGGCCUUGGAAACUUGUAAAAAGUCGUCUAGAACUGCAGGUUUCGUUAUGAUUCUAUCGACUGACGUUGGGAUAACGGCCAGUGGGAGGUUUCAAAAAGAAACUUUAAAAAAAAAAUAAAUUCAAACAAUGAAAAAUACAGGGGAAACGGAAGCGGACAGAUACCGGUAAUAAAUGGGAUGUUUCUACUGUUUGUAGCAAACGGAAUCCAUCUGAUAGCUGAUUAGGAAUGUUUCUUUUGUCAGGCAGUGCAGCGAGUGAUUUUAACGAGGCUGCUUAAAUGAAAAAAAUAAACCAACAGGUUAAGUAAGAAAAAACGGGAUUAUUAAUCAAAGUCUUCAAAAAAUGGAUGGCUUUAUUAAAUCCCAGAAUCUUGUUUGAAAUUUAUUUCAUAUUUAAAAAAUAAAUAAGUAUCAAAACACAUCAGUUAAAAUUUGUUAAAUUGAAUUAAAAAUGAGAUCUAAGUCAAUCUAAAUGGUGCUAUUUAAAAACAAAAGUCUUGUGAGAUUUACUUUUAAUUUAAUAAAGCACUCUGCUUGAAUUUAGAAUUUUAGUUGCAAGCACACAGUCCAGAAAACCUAAUGAAAUUGAUAUUUUUGUCUGUUUUUAACCAAUCCAAUAUUUGCAUAAAUGUGAAUUUCGACCAAAAAAACAAAAAACAGACAUAUUGCUCUAAAGAUAUCAAAUGUGUACAUUGGAUUACACAUACAACAGCUACACUUUAUGUCUAUUUAAAUGUUUAAAGAAUGGGCAUGCCCAUUUAAUGGGCAUGGACAUUUCAUGGGCAUGUACAUUUAAUGGGCAUUUACGUAUAAUGUGCAUUUACAUUUAAUGGGCAUUUACAUUUAAUAGGCAUUUACAUUUAAUGGGCAUUUACAUUUAAUGGGCAUUUACAUUUAAUAGGCAUGUACAUUUAAUGGGCAUACACAUUUAAUGGGCAUUUACAUUUAAUGGGCAUUUACAUUUAAUGGGCAUGUACAUUUAAUGGGCAUUUACAUUUAAAUGGCAUUUACAUUUAAUGGGCAUUUACAUUUAAUGGGCAUGUACAUUUAAUGGGCAUACACAUUUAAUGGGCAUGUACAUUUAAUGUGCAUGUACAUUUAAUGGGCAUGUACAUUUAAUGGGCAUGUACAUUUAAUGGGCAUGUACAUUUAAUGGGCAUAUACAUUUAAUGGGCAUGUACAUUUAAUGGGCAUGUACAUUUAAUGGGCAUGUACAUCUACUGGGCAUUUACAUUUAAUGGGCAUUUACAUUUAAUUGGCAUUUACAUUUAAUGUGCAUUUACAUUUAAUGGGCAUGUACUUUUAAUGGGCAUUUACAUUUAAAUGGCAUGUACAUUUAAUGGGCAUACACAUUUAAUGGGCAUUUACAUUUAAUGGGCAUUUACAUUUAAUGGGCAUGUACAUUUAAUGGGCAUGUACAUUUAAUGGGCAUGUACAUCUACUGGGCAUUUACAUUUAAUGGGCAUUUACAUUUAAUUGGCAUUUACAUUUAAUGUGCAUUUACAUUUAAUGGGCAUGUACUUUUAAUGGGCAUUUACAUUUAAAUGGCAUGUACAUUUAAUGGGCAUACACAUUUAAUGGGCAUUUACAUUUAAUGGGCAUUUACAUUUAAUGGGCAUGUACAUUUAAUGGGCAUUUACAUUUAAAUGGCAUUUACAUUUAAUGGGCAUUUACAUUUAAUGGGCAUGUACAUUUAAUGGGCAUAAACAUUUAAUGGGCAUUUACAUUUAAUGUGCAUGUACAUUUAAUGGGCAUAUACAUUUAAUGGGCAUGUACAUUUAAUGGACAUGUACAUUUAAUGGGCAUUUAAAUUUAAUGGGCAUGUACAUUUAAUGGGCAUGUACAUCUACUGGGUAUUUACAUUUAAUGGGCAUUUACAUUUAAUUGGCAUUUACAUUUAAUGUGCAUUUACAUUUAAUGGGCAUGCACUUUUAAUGGGCAUUUACAUUUAAUGGGCAUACACAUUAUUUAAAUGAAAAAUUGACAAUGAAAGGUCUUUUAAUGACGUCAAUGUGAGUGUUAAGAUAAAUCAGAAUGGCAGUACAAUUGAAUUAGGAGGGACUGGUCGUAAAAAGCCUAUCGUAAAUAUACGUACCGAGCUACUCCAAUGACACAAGUCUAUGGUAGGUUGUCUUUUUGAAUUUGCCCCCGGUUGACAGAAAUUAUUAUUAAAAAACGAUUUAAAAAACUGAACUUAAAAUCAAACCGAAUCAAGUCCAUUAAUUAUGUCAACACAUUUUACGCAAUUUUUUACCCCCAGCCCCACUUAUCAACAACUGUCAAACUUUCGAUGACCCCCCCCCCCCCCCCCCCCCCCGCUCCUUAUUUAUUUAUGGCAACAUUUUAUACCCCCCUCCCCCCCGUUACAAAAUGAAUUAUAAUGUAAAUAAUUCUAUAAAUAAGUUUUAAUACCACUAAAAUGUAGGAAAACCAUUUCAUGACAUGUUUAGCUUGUUAAUCAACAAGUUAGAACGUUUAUAAACUUACAUUUUAUAAAGCAGAUUCAAUGAAAAGUUUGUUGAAGACUAAAUAUCAUUGUUUGUGAAAGUAUAAAUAUGAUUAUUGUCAGUAUAGCUGACAAUUGUAGCAUAGUUGCCAGGGGUGGACUGGGGAGGUCAAGCGGCCCGGGAACAAAAUCAAAGCGGCCCGGGAACAAAACAAAAAAGCGGCCCUAUCUUCAUGACUUUUAUUUUUAUUAUAUCACCGGUCCUAGCGGCCCAUCGGGAAUCUUCCCGGUGUCCCGGCAGCCCAGUCCACCCCUGAUAGUUUCUAGCUGCUAUUAUCUUCCCAUGGAGUAGCCAGGUGUUGCAGUAUCGCAACAAUAGGCAUCAGGGACAUCAUUUGGGUAGGGGAGAGGGGCAUUUGCACACCCCCCCCCAAUUUUGCUUGUUUUAUUUAAAUUGCUAUGUACUCCGGUAAUAAACAACUUAAGCCGACGAAGUUUUGAUUUUUGCUCCCCACCCUUCCACUGAAAAAAAACCCUGAAAUGACGCAUCUGAUGGGCAUAGUCUAUAGUAGCUGAUUGAUCAUUUUCAUCUUGCUAAACUGAUAUACCAGACAAGUCAGCAGCAUACUUAUCUAACCAUGUCAGUGUGAGCAAUAAUUGCCAUAAGCUCUCUCUGCCUUUGAGUUGGUAUAGUUGUUAUUGAACACAGAUAGGUUGGUGUUUUUUUGUUAAUUGAAAACCGUGUACAAUGAUGUGUUUAUCAUUCUAGGGAGCGGAUUAAGAGAAAAAUGACAGGUCAAGCGAUGCCAACUUUUGACUUCUCUUGCACUAACAAAGUGUCCUAACAUUCUGACCAGCCAUCUGCAGUGCACACAGACAGACACACAUUCAAUAACUCUUAUAUUGUUAAAAGCCUAAACAUAUGUGAUUAUUUAUACUCAUUAAACUGUUUAAAAUAAUAUAAGAACCAGUCAAUUUUUAAGAUUUAAAUUUAAAUAGAAACAAAUAUGAUUGUUGACGUCAAAUAAUCUAAACCCCCCUCUCCCCCUGUCAACUACUGUCAAACAUUUCCGCCCCCCCCCCCGGCCCGCCCUAUUUUGUUGCCCCAUAUCAAAAAAUAGAGACGCGAUGUUUGUGUUACCAUUCUACCAGGAUUUGUAAAUUGAAAGCAUUUUAAUGUUUGACCCAAUGAAAAAAAAUGUGGAUUAUUUUAAAUCAUGAUUUGAAAUGGCAACACAGAAAAUUACUUUGAAAUAAAAGCCUCAAGAAUCGUUACUCUUUGAAGAACUUAAAUGACAUUUAUGACUUCCUUCGAAAAUCAAAGGGAGCUGAUAUCGCAUGGCAUAUCUCAGACCAUCCAAUGGCUCGGUUGCGCUCAUAUCAAUGUUCAGACUAGAUGUUAGCUAGGUGGCGCUCUUAUCAAUGCUCUCUCCGUAUUGAUCAGUUGUCCAAUAAAUGUUUAGCCAAAACACUACAUUUGUACUUGUCACUUACGUUCUUCCAUGUUUUAUUCUCCCCUUCUAGGUCAUGUAUCUGUAUAGAGCUGCUUUGGUGAUGGUUUCAGGUCCACAAGGUCACCACAACAUCCCCAGGACAUCCGUACUUUGUUGUGUAAUUUUUUAAUUUUUUUUUUGAAAUGCUAAAAAUUAAUAUACACUUUGACGCUACGUAAAAAUAAUCAAUUUUUCCAGAGUUCAAACAGACGAUCAAAUUAUGUAUGAUUUUUAUGGUGGAAUUGAUCCAGUCCUUUCAAAUUUGUGACCUGUUAAAUAUUUAUGAGACACCAUUAUUGAUUCCGAUUGUCCAAUAUGUUAACUAUAAUUGUAUUUUCUCUGAUUGCAUCCAGCAACUAAUUAUGCAUAC